This is a messenger RNA of Symbiodinium natans, 939 nucleotides long. NCBI's taxonomy places the organism in Eukaryota, Dinophyceae, Suessiales, Symbiodiniaceae. The record is from the annotation of a GenBank genome assembly.
AUGCCAUUCAACGGCACAGUGGACGAGGAAGAGUUUUGCGAACUUCCUCCCUUGCUGACUGGGCGUGAAGUAACUGCCUUCCUGGAGCAGUUCGGCUUUUUUGCCAACACCCCACUGGAUUGGCAGAAGGGACCCUUUCCUGAGCUGCGGAUCAGUAUUGCAGGUCAUAGCUCUUCGGGACGGCACGUCUUCUACAAUGUUGAAUGUACCCUUUGGCGGGCGAGCCAUGUAGGCCAAUCACAAUCGGGUUACAGGAAGGAUGCUGCUGUGGCCCAACCCUGGCUGGUGUGGCGUGCAUCACGAAGGCUUGCUCACAUUCGACAGGGCCUCCAUGACUUGGUGAAACAUCACCUUGGCAGCAGCUACAAGACCUACUUUUGCCGUGUGCCCUUCGCGCAAAGGUUCAGACCAGCAGGCACAACGGAACGCCUCAACAACUGGUGCCGGCGCUUGGCCUACUGCCUUUCUUCGCGGCUUGUUCCGCCCAUUGUGGCGGCCAACGCGCUUCGCGUUCUUGGGGCGCCGAAUCUCAAGGACUCGGAGUUGCCCGGUGUUGACUUCUUCCUCGACUCGAUCCCACCCACGGAGAUACCGGAGGAGGGAGCCGAAAGCCUCACGACGCGCUCGAUGCGUUCCUCAGAGGGGCUGCAAUUGUCGUCUCCCAUCGCUGCAGAGCCAGCAUCCGGGCUGCAUUUGGCAAGCACAAGUCAAGCGCAAGUCUCUUUCACUGUUUCACUGUGUCAUUCUGUGUCAUGUUUCGUCAAGAGCAAGGCGAAACGCUCAGCAGCCGAGCCACCUGGGAGGCGGCUUGACAAGGUCGACAUACACCUUCCGGGACUUGACGACAGCGACUGCGAUUCGAGGAGUGACAGCCAGUGCUCGGGAUCCGCUGCACACUCGAAUCGCUCGAGUCGCUCGAACCCCGGUGCUUUGGGCUAA